GGACGCAACAUCAACGUCUUCGUUGGUGCUUUUUAAAAAUCGUCCAAAAUAUUCGAUUAAUUGUACGCGGUUACCGACCUCAAUGUUGCCAAUCGUCGAGUGACAAAUUCGCUCGUGUGCAGUUUCUCGGCUCUGCUGGCCCCUGCUGCUGUCUUUGCGCAGUGUCCGUUUGUGGCGUAGUCUCUCGGCUCGGCUAUCCCGACAAUAAUAAACGUCGUCGCAUCAUACGUCGUGUCGAAUAAUGGCGGGAAUUCUGCGAUGUAGCGGCAAUUGGAACGUCAACGCCAUCAUUUCGGUGCUCAUCGUGGCGCCCGGCGACCUGUGCGAUCUGAUCUACGAGCAGCUGCGUGCGUCGGUGAAGGAGCGUGGCUACCGCAUCACGAUCCACAAGUCCGAGAGCAUCGAUGACAUUCUGCACUUCAAGCCCAAUCUCCAGGUGGACUUUGUCGUAUUCGCGUUCAACGGCCGUAUCGCUCAUCAGAUACACGAGGUAGAGAGGAACAUCGGCCUGUUGGAUGAAUUUUUCAUCAUUUCUGGACGCGUGUGCCUUGUGAAUUGCAUCGGCGGCAGCAACGGCACGGACUUGAACUGUCACGCGGCCCAAAAAGUACGCGAGAAGUAUUGUGUGCGGCUCUUCUCUGCCGAUGUGCAUAAAAAAGAAGGCCUUGAAUCGAUUGGUAGCAGGGUUUUGUGCUUGGCUGAAGCAUUAAUGGGAGUACACAGUGGAAUUGUGGACUUGAACGUGUUGACCUCUUUGUAAACUAUUAAUUGGUGAAGCUCUCAAUA
Messenger RNA from Trichogramma pretiosum, 786 nucleotides. RefSeq lists its product as uncharacterized. Bases 242 to 760 code for a protein of 172 amino acids. Lineage: Eukaryota; Metazoa; Arthropoda; Insecta; Hymenoptera; Trichogrammatidae. The transcript is spliced from 4 exons. The record is from RefSeq and is a predicted model, not a curated record.